Molecule: messenger RNA, 1185 nt
Organism: Sphenostylis stenocarpa
Lineage: Eukaryota; Viridiplantae; Streptophyta; Magnoliopsida; Fabales; Fabaceae
Source: the annotation of a GenBank genome assembly
AUGUCACUACUUUGCUCUCAAAACUCUCAUGGAAUUUUGGCCUCAUUCGUUUCUCUUCUUGUCCUAGUUGUUUCCCUUCAAUGCCAGGUAGCUUCUUCUGCUGUGCUUUUAGGCAUGAAACAACACCAUAACAAUGUCAGCCACCAGAUGAUCCAAACCAACCAAAGUACUUGUUCAUUGUUCAUGGGUACUUGGGUCCGUGAUGAAACUGAAACAUACCCUCUUUACCAUUCUUCUAGCUGCCCAAUUAUAGACCCAGAAUUCAAUUGCCAAAUGUACGGUCGCCCUGAUUCUGGUUACCUCAAAUACCGUUGGAAACCUCUCAACUGUGAGCUCCCAAGGUUCAAUGGGGCUGAGUUUCUGCUGAAGAUGAAAGGCAAAACUGUGAUGUUUGUUGGUGACUCGUUGGGAAGGAACCAAUGGCAGUCUUUGAUUUGUAUGCUAUCUGCUGCAGCACCUCAAGCACAUACACAUUUGGUCAGGGGAGAUCCUCUCUCAGUCUUCAGAUUCUUGGACUAUGGUGUGAGCAUUUCAUUUUACAGAGCUCCUUAUUUGGUGGAGGUGGGUGUUGUCCAAGGGAACAGAAUUCUGAGGCUGGAAAAGGUAGAUGGUAAUGGUGACGCAUGGAGGAAUGCUGAUGUGCUGUCUUUUAACACAGGGCAUUGGUGGAGUCAUCAAGGUUCUCUUAAGGGGUGGGAUUAUGUAGAAUUAAGAGGCAAGUUCUACCCAGAUAUGGAUCGUUUAGCAGCUUUGGAAAGGGGUAUGAAAACAUGGGCUAAUUGGGUGGACACCAACAUUGAUAGAAGCAAAACAAGGGUGUUCUUUCAGGCAAUUUCUCCCACACACUACAAUCCAAAUGAAUGGAAAGUGGGUGGAAAAACUGUGAUGGCAACAAAGAAUUGUUAUGGUGAAACUACCCCAAUUCGUGGCACAACAUACCCUGGAGCAUAUCCUGAGCAGAUGAGGAUUGUGAAUAUGGUUAUAAGAGAAAUGAGAAACCCUGCAUAUCUUUUGGAUAUUACAAUGUUAUCAGCAUUAAGGAAGGAUGGCCACCCUUCAGUUUACAGCGGUGAAUUGAGUCCUCAGAAGAGAGCUAACCCUAACAGAGCUGAUUGCAGCCAUUGGUGUCUACCUGGAUUGCCUGAUACUUGGAAUGAACUAUUUUCUACUGCUUUAUUGUACUAA